CGGCCGUACGGUUAGAUAGGUGCAAGAAACCUGUUGCGUCGGACCUGGGCACGCGGUGAUAGCACAGCGGGUGGUAAGAGUUUAACAAGCCGUGAGGCUCGCUCACUGUUGGCACAAAAACUUAUCCCUGGAGUUUUGGGGGGUCUCUCGAUAUAGAGCCUAUUUCGUAAAUAUUAACAUAAACGGUUUAUUGAGUUACUUUUAUUUACAAUCUGUGUGAGGAAUUUUGGUAACUGAAGACUGAAUAUUUCUUUAUUGUUCAUUGAAUCUCUCGAAACCUAAUAAAACAGAAACUAAAAGAAAAACGAGAUUUUUUUUUCGAGAAGCUUGAGACUCUGAUAUUUUUUUUUUUUUAGGGUUCCACGUGUGCCAUUUAAAGAUAGAAAAAUUGCUCAUGUUGGCUCUCAAUUAAUAGCGGCAUCUGACAUGUCGAGCUACGGGACAAUUACCGACCCUUUGCCGACGUUACCCAACUAUGGAACCGGAGAUGAUAUGUUAGAAGUACAGAUGUCUAUUUCAACAAGUCCGCUAUCUCUCACUUCGGUUCACGCUAACCCUAAUAGUCCUUUAAGCUGCGUCUCCACGAACUGUAACACUAGCGGUCAGCACUGGUCAUCACAGUUUGAUCCGACGGGCCUUAUGAUGAACUUCAACACUCUAACAUCUACACGGGACGUCCCAGGAUGUGAAUCGUCUCCUCUUCCGGCGACUCAGCAAGAUGUCAUGGGAGGAAGUCACCUCAGUAAUUUUGGUGGGGCUCGUCCACCAUCCGUCCCCGGCCUGAUGUGUGACUUCGACUCCCUCCAUUCUACGCCCUCCCCAGUCGACCUACCGCUCGCUCAACCACAGGCACAACGGCAGCCACAAAUUGGGAAGUCGGGCCGAAAUCAGGGAUGUCAGGAACAGCGAAUUCGUCGACCCAUGAAUGCUUUCAUGGUAUGGGCAAAGUCCGAGCGGAAACGACUAGCUGACGAAAAUCCAGACUUGCACAACGCCGACCUGAGUAAAAUGCUUGGUAAGAAAUGGCGUGGCCUGACGCCACAAGAACGACGACCAUACGUAGAAGAAGCUGAGAAGUUGAGGGUUCAACACAUGAAGGAGUACCCCAAUUACAAAUACCGCCCUCGCCGAAGAAAACAGAAUUCAAAAAGAGGGGGACGAAAAGGCAGCUCAAAUUCUCCUGUUCCGCCAUCACCCAUGAUGAACACCAAGUACAAAAUGACCUCUAGGCCAAACGGAUAUACUCAACCAUACCAGCAUCUUCAUGGCAUAGGAUGGUCAGCUAACCAACCGGGGCCUUCACCCUUGGGAAACGUAGAGUUUUGUGGUGUACAAACUCCAGAUUCUUCCCCGAAUGGAAGUCCUUGUUCCGAAACAGCUCCGAAAAUGACUAAUCACCUAAGACCCCCGGACUACUGUGAAGUAUCGACUUUGCCAAAUGUUAGUGUCGAGUCUAUACGUUCAUUGCCAACACCAGAAAUGUCCCCGAUGGAACCCGAAACAGAAAACCUUUCCUUGCAUCGCGUGAAGGAAGAACAAAACCCAUGCAACCCAGUAGGCCAGCUCAUAGCAAAAUUCAGCGACUCUUCAAACUUCCUAAAAGGAGUCAGGCCUCCGUUUCGACACCGCAUGAACAUGAACGGUGCACAUAAUCUAAACAUGUUAGAUCCAAACUUUAGAGCCUUGGGGCUUUUUAUGGAUCAUGGUGAUCCAAGCUUUUUUAAUCUUGAUACACACGAAUCCCUCAAUCAAAAUCAUAUUCCCUAUUCGGCACCAGGGGAGCCUUCAUUGCCAAUGAAGUCACCAUAUGAAACGCAACGUCUGCAUUGUGCCUUAGAAAACAACACGGACAUUUUUUCGAUGUAUAGACCACGUACCAUAUCUUUUCAAAACUCUCCAGAACAUUCCCUACCUACUAAUGUUCCAACGUCAUUAGAUUCCCGUACUCACUACCAACAGUUUCCAGGAUCUGAUCCUAACUGCUAUUCACAACAUUACAUGGAUUUCAUGGAUAUGGAACAGGAUCUAAAAGAACCUUUUACUCUUUCUGCUCCUGCUAAUCACCCUUCGUCUUCCUAUCAAGCGGAAAUGUGUUCUUUUGAUGGUUCUCAGGGAGUGUCUUUCCAGAGAGCGUGUGACGAACAAACGACCCCGCGGUUUCCGUAUAACCAAACUGACCGUUUUCACUGCCCAACUAGCAGCCAACUGCAAGCUGUUGUUUCUUCUUGUCCCAUCUAUAGUGGUGCAAAUGUGAAUUCCCCAAUGGAGCAAAGUGGUCCUCCAGGAGAAAGUUACGGUGUCAUCGCUGCGUUGGAGGAAACACGACAGAUAUUUUUGUGAAGUAAAAGAACGUUUAAGUAUAGCACCUAUAAAUGUCUAAAAGGUUUUUAAGUAAUGUAAAAGUGUAUAUUAUGACAUUUAUCGUGGUCCAAACAAAAAACAAUGUUGCCUGUUAACAGUAUGUUUUGGGCACUCGCGAAACCAUUCGUGCCUAAUGUAAUUGCACUUUUGAGAGUAAUAGCUUAAGUAUGUGUUCAAUGGAUCAUUCAGGGCGAUGGCUACGUAUUCACUCUGUCAGUGAAUAUAUUUGUUCACGUCUAAUUCGUACAGGUGGCGUGAUAUAACACACAGCAAAGCUAUAAGCUAUUCCGUCCAGUUUCCUAUUAAGAUUUUGCUCAAUUGAGUAUGCUUUAAAAAUAAGGAAAGUAUUGUGUAUUUGUGUAUUUGAUACUUCUUUUACUCAGCACAUUUUACUGGUGAAGGUUUAAAGAUAUAAAGUCUAUACAAGUUUAUUUACUGAGUUUGAAGUUAUUGGCUAUCUUUGCUGUGAUAACGUAACUCGAGUUAACUUGAAAACAAUUUUAACAAGUCGAUCUUUGAAAUUUACAGUGAAGAUUCGAAAUUUACAACUAGUCAAUAAAAACACAAUCUAUAAAGAGGGACUUCCAUGAAUAGUAGGAAAUAGUGUAAGAGAAUGAAAAAUUAUAACGACCAUAACACAUAAAAAGAUUACUCCAGAGUGUAAUUUUGAAAACAUUUGCUAAUCACAAAUGUUACACAUAAAUGGAUUAAUCUCUUUGAAUUUUUUCCUGUUAUGUGUUCAAAAUU
Limulus polyphemus (Atlantic horseshoe crab) is the source of this 3108-nucleotide messenger RNA. RefSeq lists its product as uncharacterized. Gene Ontology annotation, biological process: regulation of DNA-templated transcription; anatomical structure morphogenesis; cell differentiation. The coding region runs from base 427 to 2340 and encodes 637 amino acids. Gene Ontology annotation, molecular function: RNA polymerase II cis-regulatory region sequence-specific DNA binding; DNA-binding transcription factor activity, RNA polymerase II-specific. The record is from RefSeq and is a predicted model, not a curated record. NCBI's taxonomy places the organism in Eukaryota, Metazoa, Arthropoda, Merostomata, Xiphosura, Limulidae. The transcript is spliced from 2 exons.